AAGCUGAAUAAAAACGGGGAAUCUGCAGGCCUCGUGUCCGUUUGCAUUGCAGACAAGGGAGAUAAGCUUAGUCGCUUAGCAACAGCGCAGUAUUCAGGAAGAGACUAGGAAGAGCAUCUCCUCAUCCUCAUAGCAUUUCUCUGAUACACAUUACACGUGUGUGUAUGAUGGGUUCGGCGGUGUGGGCGCUGGUUUUGAGCAUGGCGACGCUGGUGUGCGGACGGAGCGCGCGCGCCGACGCGGACAUCGAGCGGCUCCUGCACGGGGUGAUGGAGCAGCUGGGCAUCGCGCGCCCGCGCGAGGAGUUUACAGCGCACCAGGCCGCUAAUGUCGCAGGGCCUCUGAGCAUCCAGGGUGGUGCUCAUGAAGGACUUCAGCAUCUGGGCCCAUAUGGAAACAUCCCUAACAUUGUUGCAGAACUGACCGGAGACAAUGUCCCAAAAGACUUCAGUCAGGACCAUGGAUAUCCUGAUCCCCCUAACCCAUGCCCUCUGGGAAAAAUGGCUGCUGAUGGGUGCUUGGAGAAUUCACCAGACACAGCUGAGUUCAGCCGAGAGUUUCAGAAACACCAGCACCUCUUUGACCCAGAGCAUGACUACCGCUCACUGGCCAAAUGGAAUAAAAAGCUGUUAUAUGAAAAACUGAAAGGAGGACCAAAAAGAAGAAAAAGGAGCACCAACCCAUAUCUGAUGGGACAGAGACUGGACAAUGUGGUGGCUAAGAAAUCUGUGCCACAUUUCCCUGAGGAGGAAGAAAUGGAAACCACUACAAGACAAGCCUGAAUGUAAUAUUAUAAUGUCAGUUGUAUAAUAGAGUUGUUGUAUCUAUCAGUGCAUGUAAAAAAUUAAAACCAGUAAACUUGAAUCAUAAGAUGAAACUGUUGAAACUGAAGAUAGUGAUCAUUUCAAAUGUAUUUUGCCUCACAUAGUUUUUUUUGUUUUGAGAAGCAUAAAUAAAUACAUGUUCACGUGCAAA
Molecule: messenger RNA, 975 nt
Organism: Silurus meridionalis
Lineage: Eukaryota; Metazoa; Chordata; Actinopteri; Siluriformes; Siluridae
Product: neuroendocrine protein 7B2
Exons: 6
Coding region: 165-782 (205 amino acids)
Biological process (GO): neuropeptide signaling pathway; regulation of hormone secretion
Cellular component (GO): secretory granule
Molecular function (GO): enzyme regulator activity
Source: RefSeq, a predicted model, not a curated record